UCUCCGUACGGCCAACUCGAUUGCCACCCACUCUACACUACAGUGUUCGGAGCUCCUUUCGCUAUUAAUCAGUCAUUUAAAAAAUGAAUAUCGGCUUUCAUUCUUAGUUCUCAUAACUACCACCCUGCUUCAACAGAGCAUCUCCACAGCCAACCCUCCCGAAAUUACUGGAUCUGACAUUUCCAUCAGCCCGAGAAGUUGAACGUUGCGGGCGCCCCGGGAGAAUACAAAACCUCCACAGAAAGGAAUUCGGGCCAGUGAACCCUUUUGUGGUGCCUAUUACCAUGAAGGUCUUUUCUUCAACAUGUACCUUCGAUUAUUCAUGGGAAGAAGUUUCAACGGCGAACUGGCGUAAAUAUUGUCCCUGGAACGACAAAUCUCCCCAUGUCGUGGCGGUAGAUACCCUAUCAAGAAGCGUUGAUUCAACCACUGGUAUUCUGCGUACGGAGCGCCUUAUCACCUGCGAUCAAUCCGUUCCACAAUGGGUCCUCUCGCUUUUUGGUGGCAGCGCUACCUCCCAUGUCUAUGAGAUAUCCUAUGUCGAUCCAAUUUCGAAAAAGGUCACGAUGUGCUCUUCCAACCUUACGUGGUCCAACGUUUUGAACGUUCGUGAGACCGUUACCUAUCAACCAACGUCAGCAGAACCGACCUCAACCACCAGCUUCAACCAAGAGGCAAAGAUAACUGCACUAUGCGGUGGCUGGCAGAAGAUCAAGAACAAAGUCGAGGAGGCGAGUGUCGAGAGGUUUAGUCAAAAUGCGAAGAGGGGGCGGGAAGGAUUCGAGGCUGUUCUCGAAAUGAGCCGGCGAGUUUUUGGUGAACAGCGUGAACGAGAGCAGCAACUACAGCCCUGACCUGUCUCGGCUCUUUGUACCUUGACUCUGACGGUGUUUGCGGGCAACAGGACUUGUUUUUCUUGAGCAUCAUCACUCCAAGCGGUUGCAUUUAUUGGCGUUAGUCUGACAUAUUUUGAAGCGUUUGGUGCGACUUGGCGUUUGUCAUACUUUCUUGACAGAACUCUCUAGAGUCUUUUGAUAUUGGCCCUUUUGUUACUGCUGUACUAUUAAGUUUAUCAUUUCGCUUUCAAUGAAGCAUGUGCUCCAUCACCAGUUCAAACAUUUCUGCACCGUGGUGAGUGAGUAUCUUGUUCCCUUAUUUCCUCAUGUCUACAUGGAAGUGUUUUAGACCAAGUCCACCCUCCCCUCAUCCCUUCAGCC
Aspergillus steynii IBT 23096 is the source of this 1217-nucleotide messenger RNA. Its product is annotated as putative mitochondrial protein sorting (Msf1). Gene Ontology annotation, molecular function: phosphatidic acid transfer activity. NCBI's taxonomy places the organism in Eukaryota, Fungi, Ascomycota, Eurotiomycetes, Eurotiales, Aspergillaceae. The record is from RefSeq and is a predicted model, not a curated record. The transcript is spliced from 2 exons. Gene Ontology annotation, biological process: phospholipid transport. Gene Ontology annotation, cellular component: mitochondrial intermembrane space. The coding region runs from base 285 to 854 and encodes 189 amino acids.